CUUCCCUCCAACAUCAUCUUUACAACCUCAAUUCCUUCAAACUGUUGCUUUCAUAAUGGCUCGAAUCCACUGCGCUAAUGCGCAAUCGACCGCCACUUCUUUUAUUCAACUUGCACGACGAAGCUACACAACGACGCCCCAGACCUCAACGCCUCUCGAGUUCCUUAUUCCACGAUGCACUCCCUCAUCUCGACUACGAACCCCUCAUAUCACCAUUGCACAAUCCAGAACAUAUGCUCAUCCUAGACGGUCGUGGGACGUUAAGUCAAGGGAAACAGCUACGAGGCAAUUCUCGACUACUGCUAUCAGACAGAAGACACGGGCUAUAUUGAAUCCCCAACAAGAUGAGGAUGGCAAUGAGAUGAUGCUGGAAAUUACUGAACGAGCUGCCAAGCGUCUCAACAAGAUCAUGGAAAAGGAUGGCAAUCCGAAUCUCGCCCUAAGGAUCCAAGUCGAGAGUGGUGGUUGCCAUGGCUUCCAAUAUCUCAUGAGCCUUGUUACUUUACCAGCCAAGGACGCCGCCGAGUGGUCAUCCAUCGUGAACGAGGACGAUACGAUUUUCCAGUACAUUCCCGAUGACGCUGAUCCGGCCACAACCUCGGAAGAGGGCCCUAAGAUCAUUCUCGAUGAGCCAUCUCUCGAUCUCCUCAAGGGCAGCAAAGUCGACUUUACAAUGGAGUUGAUCGGCUCGCAGUUCAAGAUCAUUGAUAACCCACUUGCUACCAGCAGCUGUGGUUGUGGCACAAGCUUUGAUAUCAAGAUGUAGAAUACUCAACCUUUAGAGAUCUGAAGAUUCAAGAUCCAUAGAUUUAAAAGUGGUUCUCCACAUGUAUAGUUGGUAUUAUUAAUACCCCUCCCAUGUAUGGCGAGAAUGCAGACGGCACGUGAGAAAACUUUUCACAAUUGCUUCACAUCACGGGAAAUCAC
Molecule: messenger RNA, 927 nt
Organism: Fusarium oxysporum Fo47
Lineage: Eukaryota; Fungi; Ascomycota; Sordariomycetes; Hypocreales; Nectriaceae
Product: HesB/IscA family protein
Exons: 2
Coding region: 56-766 (236 amino acids)
Biological process (GO): iron-sulfur cluster assembly
Cellular component (GO): mitochondrion
Molecular function (GO): iron ion binding; 4 iron, 4 sulfur cluster binding; 2 iron, 2 sulfur cluster binding
Source: RefSeq, a predicted model, not a curated record